AUGUCAGAUGAGCACCUCGCUCGUCAGACAGCCUCGAGCUUCGAUAGGCUCGAAAACUUCAACUUCCUCCUCUCUCGACACGAUCCUAACCUAGCUAAAAGUCGACACUAUUCCUUUGACGCAGAUUCCACCGGCCUGGCUGCCUUUUCGAAUCUGAACAUGGAUUACGAUCAGACGGAAGGGAUGGGCGGGCUCUCCGUCAGUUCCUACGAUAGCAUCGAGGAUGAACGCAGCCCGAUCGAUGUGCGAGGAUACCCGUAUCAUGGUAAGUCUAAGAUUUAUGACUCUCAUCGCUGCAUUCCUAUUGACCGCUCUAUACCAGAUCAAAUGCUGUCCUACUCAGCUCAUCCUAUCUAUCCACCUAUUUCAUAUGGACCCCCUGAUGAUCUGGGGCCCGGGGGUGCUAUGACACCCUCGGAUGUCUCCUCUUCGAUAUCACCCCCAAACGGCCACAUCAACCACAGCAAGUACAGCACGCAAAUUCCUGGCGACCACCUUGCCUCCGCCCUUGGUCAGGAAGAGUCCGUCCGCCGUGCUGCCGAAGAAGACCGGCGCCGCCGAAACACGGCUGCCAGUGCCAGGUUUCGCAUGAAGAAGAAACAACGCGAACAGACUCUCGAACGUACAGUGCGCGAGACUACUGAGAAGAACGCCACCCUUGAGGCGCGCGUGGCACAGCUCGAAAUGGAGAACCGAUGGUUGAAGAAUCUCUUGACCGAGAAACAUGAAGCCAGCUCUACCCGACUGGCUCCCCCGAGUGACAGCACAGCCUUGACGUCCCAAGGUACCAACGCUACUGGACCGGGACAAAAACAUAUCCAGCCAAAAAAGAAGGGUGUCGGCACCGACAACUGA
Molecule: messenger RNA, 855 nt
Organism: Aspergillus sclerotioniger CBS 115572
Lineage: Eukaryota; Fungi; Ascomycota; Eurotiomycetes; Eurotiales; Aspergillaceae
Product: bZIP transcription factor
Exons: 2
Coding region: 1-855 (284 amino acids)
Biological process (GO): regulation of transcription by RNA polymerase II
Cellular component (GO): nucleus
Molecular function (GO): DNA-binding transcription activator activity, RNA polymerase II-specific; RNA polymerase II transcription regulatory region sequence-specific DNA binding
Source: RefSeq, a predicted model, not a curated record